This is a messenger RNA of Porites lobata, 4100 nucleotides long. NCBI's taxonomy places the organism in Eukaryota, Metazoa, Cnidaria, Anthozoa, Scleractinia, Poritidae. The record is from the annotation of a GenBank genome assembly.
CUCAUCUGGAAAGUCGCCGACCCUCGUGACAAAUCUGAUUCUGCGCGAAAACUGGGUUAUUGCGGCGAAAAUCUCAGCUGUACCAGGUAUAAUUCCUUGGAAAACUUUGAGGAACGUAUCACGAUCAGAAAUUCUCCUGUAAAUGGGACAUUGUACAUAGAGCAAGAGAUCAAGGAUGACUUAUUGACUUUCACUUGCUCUGUGCAAAGAAAACAGAACAAGGACCCCCUCGUUCACCAAGUGAAUGUUUUCUCUUCUGUGAACUGUGAGUAGAAUUCAGUGAUGGAUAUUUUUUUGCUUCUAUUUUUAUGCCUCAUUUAGUGUGCGCACUGUGAUUGCUUAGCGGUUUAGUGGGCCGGAUAAAUCACUGUAAUAUAUAAGGACCGUAAAUUUAAAAGUUUGCUUUGCAGGCGUGGAUCCAGGUUCGACCGAGUCCUAAACGAGCGAGCCCAAGGCGCAACCUUCUAGGGGGUCAGGGGCGGGCUCCUAUCCCUUACUCAUUAAGUAGAUUAAGACCUGGGUCAUUACAGAGUUUUCAGAAUUUUUAAAGGGGAGUGGUAUAACGUAAAGUAUUUUCAAGAAAUCCCACGACUAACAAUUUAAGGCCAAUCAUAACCAAGAAAUCUUCCAAUUUCAUUUUAAAAAUUGUUUAUAACAGCAUCACGUCACCAGCCACGCCCUGAUUUAUCGAGAACUCCUUUGAGUCGAAAUUCCCACCAGAAAGAGAGUAACCUAUUUUCCUUCAGUAGGUCCAAAAAGUGGCUACUAAUAGUCUUCAUGUAAAAACAAUCAGAAUGAGGCGAGGUCAAUAAACCUCUUUCUCCUGUCGAUAAUUUUAAAUAAACCUCUUUCUCCUGUCGAUAAUUUUAGUUGGAGGAGAACUGGCACUAGUCAGUGAACACCCAUUGCACCUGCCAAUUGUAACGCCUCGAACCAUUCCGAGCUGAUUUCUUAGACACUUUGUAGGGACAAUGUUUUGAUACAGAGAAACUUGAGCUACUUGUUUGGCAAGUGGUGGGAAUCGUUGGUUACAAUUUUUGAACAAUGGAGGGCGUAGUCAAUCACGUGUCCGAAUAAUUUCAAUUUCUUUUUUCAAGUUUUUUAAGUUUAGUUUACCUCCCCAGAUAUCGUCCCUUGUGGAUGUUUUUAACCAUAGUUUUUGGAAACCGUACAUAAAAACCAUAAAUGACUUAGACCCAGGCAUUAAUCUACCUGAGCAGGAAGUUUUUUGGAUUUUUUCUCCUUAACUGAGUUCCCUUUCCUCGGUUUUCCGAGGCAUUUAGACAGAUUUAAGUUGGAAAACUUUUUUUAUUGUUAAAAAUAUAUUUAACAUGAAAAAUGUGAGUACGAGAGAACGACUGGACAACUGACAAUUUGACUAACAAUAGACGACUGCCUAACUGUAACAAUAGACGGAUCGAAACGCACCAAUUACAUUUACUUACGAGUCUUCAUAGCCAAUAACAUCACGGCUAACUGACAGAUAGCCAAUAACAUCGCAUAAUAGCGAAAUGCGCGAGUGACGUCAUCAAAUCUAGACCCCCCCACCCAAACCCCGAAAGAGUCAGACAAACACAACUGUCAGUGAAAGAAAUGGAGGAAUAUUUAAAGAUUUCUUCGAGCUCGAGGCAGUGGCCUCAAUUGUUACAGAAUAUGACAGAGACCCGGGUUCAAACUAUGCUGAUGAGCAACUAAAGUAAUGAGUAAAAAGCCGGGGCUUCAAGCAAGCGGUUAAAAGGAGUUAUUUAUUCACAAGUGUGAGCGAUUCGCUCGCUCUAGAAAAGUCCUACGACGGCUUAUCCUUGACUGAAGUACAGACGAUGGCAAGUAAUAAAUUCUGCAUUCAACCUUCUGGAAAGAGCAUCUAAGAAGUAAAUAAAGAGGACUUAUGUAUGUACUAUUGAUGUUCAGAUAAAUUGAUCUCAGUGUAACAGUAUAAAAUGUAUAUUGUGUGUGUACAGGUUUUCAUUUUCUCGGUCUUUUGCACUAACUACCUUGAGGGAGGUCACCACUUGCUUUUAAUUAAGUUGUCUUCAUAAUUUAAUUCAUUCUUCAGAAUGAUAAGCUUAAGCUUAUAUAUGUAAAGUGAGUAAAAUCAUUUAUCGUUUCGAUUGUUGCUUAGUUCUUGCCUCUUAAACUAGGCAGUUUGCUGAACAGUUGUGCAUGCUGACUUUUUUUCCGAACCUUAACUGAUCCUCGUGUUUCGAUCUGGACUGGUCAAAAUCAUGUUUAGUUUAUUCGAUAGACGCAUUCGACUGGUAAAAUGCUCUUCGUAUAUGAAAGGGAUUGAGAAAUUCUUCACAGCGGCUGUUUCUCCUAGCCAGUAAAAUCCACAAACGUUUGUGUUUCUGGUAAUACAGGGGCGUAGCCAGGAUUUUUCAAAGGAGGGGUCACAGCAGGGACACCAUACAGGGAUCGCCGACUAUAUUUGGUUUAUAUCGCUGCUCUCCCUGGUGUAUCAGCGGGCUCAGUCGUAUUAUCGCGGCAUGAAGGCCAAUAUUAACGAACGACAAGAGCCGUUGAUGAAAAUACUUUACAAAAAAACAAAGUUUAAAAAAGUGGGCUUUUCAACAAUGGCUUUUACGGCCAAGAUAUUGUCAUGGCGUUUUCGCCACCUGAAUAUUGUAGGUUGUUUGCUCAAAAGAAGGCCUACCAAGGGGGGGUCACGGGCACCCCAGGACCCCCCCUAGCUACACCCCUGUAAUAUUAUCGACCGUAAAAUUUUCACGGGAACAAGCGUUAAUUAAUCGAGCCUUGACAGCGAUCAAGUUUUUGCAAUGGCUUCCGUGACAUCUCACAGGGGUAAUAGAUAUUUUCACACUCGAAUUCAGUAUUUCUAUGAGCGAUCGGAGUAGCUUUCCUGGAUACCUAGAAUUCCUUUUGCAUGGCUCCAACAAUAAUGCAUAGCACUGAAUAAAAUUAAAGGCCUAAAAACGCCUUUUUUGACUCAAAACCUUGCCUAAAUUCCCUCUUUUCCUCUCUGAAAGGCCAGUGUUUGUCUGAGUCUCGUGGGGGGUCCAGAGAUAUGCAAUCUAUUUUUUACAAACCGCGCGCUUCGCGACUGACCAAUCAGGACAACAACCAGAGUAUAAUACCAUCAACUGACGUGAUACAACUCACUUUGACUCUGAAGAUGACUACCGCACAGGUUGCCAAAGCGUCAGUCACUGUGAACAAAAACAGUCCUAUUCAGGACUACGUUCACCCAGACGAUCAAACUCAACCUACUUUUAUAAUGAGUAUUAUAGGCGUGAAAGGAAUGUUUUUGAAAAAGUCACGAUUUGGGGCUCUCAUGUUUAUGAGUUGUCGCGCGUAGAGAUCAUCAACAUCCGUCCUGCUUGAAUUGAAAAAUAUAUACUACUUUUCUCGAUCUGUACUGUAAGUUACGGGAACUCUUUUUUCCUGCUCGGAUUUAUGGCCCAAGGGCAAUAAGCAGUAUAUUUCUCGAGCUCUGAUCGGCUGAUAGUCACUUAGUCACUAUAGUUCCAAACGCAUUAAGCUCCUUAGUUUUCAGUUCAGUAUUCGAAAUUUUUAUCAUCGAUGAAAACUUUCUCGUCCUGAAAGAUCGACAACAGGAAAAAGAUUGUGCUCAAGAUAUUCAAUCGAGUAUAUUUAGCGGUGUUUUUCAAGCGUUGUAGCCUGCGAACGCAAACGUCGCCUCUCUCCACCCCAAGAGUUACUUUUUAGGUGGAGAGAAGCGAUUACUGGAAAUAUGUUGCGUUUGUAGUCUGUAAAUUUCAAGCCAAAUUCAUCGGUAACCGGCUGCGCUUUUAUUAGCCUAUUUGAUUCAACGAACCAAUUGAGAAAAUGAUCUCAUGUUGCCGUGCGACUGUUCAGAAAUCACAGAUAACGUCAAAAUGUGGUAAGAACAUAGCACACGAGCCGCCACAGGCGAGUGUGGUAUCCCUGCUAAAUGCGCAUGUGGGCCUAUGGUCCAAGUGAACAAAGGCUGUUGUAAUGUAUGAACAUUUUCGUGCAUUGAUCAAGGCUUUAUUUUCAUCUUUUCAGGCCUGACUUUAACUGCAAAGCAAGCUUUUAACCUCAGCGGGGCACUAGGUAAAAUGGUCUCCACAGCUGGCAUUCAAGAUAUGUGGUGGUAC